AAUGUCGUUUGCGGUUGACCGCCUCUUCCAGGGCAGCAGAAAGGCAACCUGAGCCCACACACACACACCAGAUGUCACCCUUUUGCUGCAAAUUCUUUGCCUGUGCCCGUGCCUGACUGGCCUGACCCGACCAAAUUUUUAUUUUCUUUCUUCUUCUCCCGCCUCUUCACCGUCCCUAUCACGCGCGACGCGAAGUCGCCCAUUCUCGUUCGCUCCCUCCCCUCCCCGACCCCUCCCUUCCCGCCUCGGCACCUCACUCGGCGUCGGCUCUCCGCGUCCGACCAAGGAAAACGCUGCCUCCGGCCUUCUCUCGUCACCACCACCAUCACCCACCCCCUGGCCCCCCGUUUCCUCACCGCCUCCCCGCGCCGACAUACAACCGGAAGCUGUCUCACAUCUCGGUACCAUACCAUACCAUACCAACUCGGUACCGGACCCUCGCUUCGAGCAAGGCCCGCCCUCUUUCCACCCCUGCGUGGAUCACGGCUGUCUGUGUGCGCAUCCCAACAGGCCAACAACAUGGCUGCCGCUCCGUCAGAUCGCGGUCACGGGACUACCGUCAAGGUGGUUCUGCUAGAUAUCGAGGGCACAGUCUGUCCCAUCUCAUUCGUCAAGGACGUUCUCUUUCCAUAUGCCCUUAGGGUUCUCCCGGACACGCUGGACUCGCAAUGGGAUGACCCUGUGUUCGCACAGUACAGGAAUGCGUUCCCGGCAGAGUUCGCCUCGUCCAAGCCGGCUCUGGAGGCUCACGUCCGUGGUCUCGUGGCCCGUGAUGUCAAGGCACCUUAUCUCAAGAGCCUGCAGGGCUACCUGUGGGAGAAUGGCUACAGAAGUGGCGAGCUGCGGGCACCGCUCUUCCCGGACGUCGCCCCGAGGUUCAAGACGUGGAGGGCAGCCGGCGUCGACAUCAUGAUCUACUCGUCCGGAUCGGUCCCCGCCCAGAAGCUGCUCUUUGGGCACACCAACUCGGAGCCCGCUGACCUCAUCCCCGACAUCCUUGACUUCUUUGACACCGUCAAUGCGGGACCCAAGACCGAGGCCGCUAGCUAUGAGAAGAUUGUCGCCAAACACCCGCAGCACGCCCCGUCGGAGUGGCUGUUCCUCAGCGACAAUGUCAAAGAAGUGGACGCGGCCAUCGCCGCGGGGAUGCAAAGCUUCGUCGUGCAGAGACCGGGGAACCCCGCGCUGCCCGACGGCGUGGAGGAGCGACACAACGUCAUCCGCAGCCUGGAUGAGCUUUGAGCUCGCGCGCGAGUGACGCCGUUGUGCGCUGCGUUGGUCGGUGCCACUGCAAUUAGUUCUGCCUGUCUGCGCCGGACCGCAGACACCAGGUAGAUAGUGCCAAGUGCCGGGGGCCGUCAAGACGUUGCGCACGGAGGGUGCUCCUGGACUGUAGUCAAUUCAGGGGACGUUCCACGCCUGAUUAUGACCUCAUGACCUCGAGACUAUGCCCCCGAAUUCCCCAAUAUCCCCUAGUCCCAAACACGCCCUCAUGGCUCCAAUCCUCCCCGAAGCUACGUUGGGCUCACCAGCCGCGGCGGCGUAUUCGAUAGCGUGUCGCCCGGACUGCUGGUGCCACGUCUUCAAGGGUAGUAGUUGACAGACAAUGGCGAGACGGGACGGGUGACCUCUGGGGAAGACUAGCAAGGAGCCCAACAGCCAGUGCGUCCUAGUGCGCACUCUCCAGCCAAGGACCCUUGGCCCGUCCUGCAUUGCCGCCAUCCGGUGCCUUGUUGUCCAAUUUUGCAUCAUCUGACCAAAGAGGGGUAGGCCAAUCCUCAUUUCGUCACUGGUGCAGAACCACGCUAAUAGCUUGGGGGGGUGCUUUGACCCUCCUGCGCCCGCUGGGCCUCCUCGCCUCGCCUGAUCGCGAUCGAGAGAGGGAGGUAGUCUGGGGAAGAGAGGGCUGCCGGAGCAUGGCAGCCGACAACCGGCCGCGCUUGUCCAUUGUUGUGGAGAUGAUAAGUGCGCAGCACACGACUCGACAAGUCAGAAGCAAGUCCCCAUUCAUGGCCGGAGGCACGGGGAGUUGCAGCCAAACAUGGGCGGAGCUGUUGUCGACAAUGUCGUCGUCGCGAGCGGGGGCGAUAUGGCCAUGACUAGGUAGGCUGCAUGCAUUGCAUUCCAUGGCUCGAGACGGUCGGUGCGUUCUGAGAAUUGCCCCCCACCGGCCGGCUGCCGCGCUGAUCUGGUCGUACGUCGUGGGAGGGGGGAGGUCGUGUAGGUGUGUGGAUGGGCAUGCUCGGUAGUUGCAACGAAGCAUUGCAGCCGCUCUCGCUGUCAGACGUAAAACGUGAGCCCACUCAGAAAUAUGGGAAAAAAGAAAAGAAAAAAGUGUUAUGCCAGCGAAUAGUAAGAGC
Messenger RNA from Gaeumannomyces tritici R3-111a-1, 2360 nucleotides. Its product is annotated as enolase-phosphatase E1. The transcript has 3 exons. The coding region runs from base 520 to 1242 and encodes 240 amino acids. Gene Ontology annotation, molecular function: acireductone synthase activity; magnesium ion binding. The record is from RefSeq and is a predicted model, not a curated record. NCBI's taxonomy places the organism in Eukaryota, Fungi, Ascomycota, Sordariomycetes, Magnaporthales, Magnaporthaceae.